AUGCACAACGAGAAGGUCUUCUCAGUUCGCUUCGAAGGUGAUGACGAGCAGGCAAACUUUUUCGGCCCGACGUCCACGACAGUCAACCGGCUUCGUACCCGACUUGGUUCACUCGUCUUUUUUCCGUGGGUUCAGCCGGAACAGGCGCGGUUUGUCUUCCAGCUGGACAAGUUCGAUGAGCGUACAGCGCUAUGUGCUCUCAUCAACCUUGCGAAGAAGGAGCGCUUGACCAACAUCCAAAAGCCAAGAUGGGUGAGAGGUGAUGGAUCGGUGGAUCCGCUGGUAAUGGGCCUGCCACGCAGCUGGGAGACUAUCUCGCAGAUCCCGGAGCAUGGCACUGUGUCCAUGAGCUACAAGUGUGCGCCGGAGGAUCGGAACUUCAAGGUCCGAAAGAGCUUCCUCCAAACAUACAGCAACUGGCCUUGCGACGUGAGCAUGGAGCAGGUGCUGUGGUGGGCUUCCACGAACGAAGUGCCAGUGGAUGUGAUGGAGUUUCUCGAGUUUAUCAUCGAACGGUAUGACAACGUCUAUGAGGCUUUCGAUGACAUCAAGAGCAAGAACGCACAGGUCCUGAACCACCGAGAUUUUGAGGAUGGCCUCAGGCGAGUGAAGUGCAAGAAGUUCAAAGGGCGGCGUGAAGGCGACAAGAUCACAGGCAUUUUCCGCUACUUGGAUCCGAGCGGUGAGGGUCAAGUCACUCGCAGUGAAUGGGGUAUACUCGAGCUUUGUCACAAGGAGAUGGUGUACUCGAUACAGGAGUUCGUCCACUUCUGCAGCCGAUCGUUUGGCAACGAUCUUAACGCUGCAUGGGCAGUCUUCGACGUGAACGGGGACAACUUCAUCUCUGAAGCUGAGUGGGUGACAGUGGCAAGAUCCUUUUCCUACUUCGGGCCAACACUACCCAUCUUCCGUUUCCUGGAUCGGGAUGACGAGGGAACAAUUUCCUUCGAGGAGUUCGAGGAGUUGCAGAAAUUUCGACAACCACCGCGGCCCGAUGUCCAGGCGAUGAUCCACAGCCGAGACAUGCUGCGAGCGAAUGGUGCUACCAUGCAGGAGCUGCCGGCAACGCGCAUAACUCUGCGAGCACGACUGGCGCGAGCACGGGCAGCUCUCGCAGGUGGGCGUCUUGCACCCCAGACAACUCUGGUCGACGAGGUCAUUCUGGCCAACUUGCAGGCCAUGCCCAAGUCCACUUCUUCUUCACUUGGUUUGCGUGUGGCAACUGCUUUACAGCGCCUGCUUUCCGCAUGUGGGGUCCAGACCGGCCGAAUCCGGGUGCUCAAAAUCAACUCGUUCAAGGAUGGACAGCGAGAGCUGCUGUGCGACAUCGGAAUUCCAUCAUCGUCGUCACCAUGUGCUGUUGUGCGACAUCUGGAGAGAGCUCUCUUCACUGAAGAGGCGCAGAGGCCCGAAUCAGUAAGCCUACUGCACGUUCUUCGAGCUGUCAGUGCCCAAAUCAGCACACUAAAGGUGGAAAUCAGGCCAUCCAAGGAAAGGCUGGUCAACAGCCUUCGCAUGGCCAUCCCCAAAACAGUCAUCCUCCCGAGAAGAGUGGAUGCUGUCAUCCAGGUGGCUUUGAAGUCUUCGAGGGUCUACAGGACUGUCUUGGAUUCGCUUCGCAAAGAGGAGCCAGACGAGCUUGCAAACUUGCUCAUGAGGCCAAACUUAUGUCUCCACGGUGGGCACCUCGUUGCCGAGGAGCCGCAGAUCUUGAAAGACACAACUUGGCACGGGGUGCGUGAGCUUUCUGGCUUGCUUGCCAUCAGUCAAGCAGCCCACUUGCAGCUCAAGGACUUCCUCGCCCCAGGCACAACCUGGGCGAGGAAUGCUUUUGGAGAGGCUGUUGCAUCUCGGCACCCAUGUCGGGGAUGGCAGUCUGGCCCAGAGUCGCUCAUCCCCAAUGCUCUUCAUUUUGACCCAGGCAUCAAGAAGCGGGAACAAGUUGUCGAGGAGGUUCUGCUGUCACAAAGAGCUUACGAGCUCCAGGACACAGCUGCACACGACCUGUGGGCUUCACGUCUGCACCUCUAUUUCGAUACGUUGGCAGAUCUUUGCCACGGUCUGGCUUGUGCGGAACGAGGGCUGGACAUACUUUGGCUUCGAAACAGGUUUCGCGAGCCAGAUUGCUUUGGGUAUCCGUGUGUACAGCUGGGAGUUCGACAACGGGUCCAAGAUCCGCGACAUUUGUCCAGGGAGUGUAUGUGGGAUCACAUCAGCAAGAUCACCUUCCAUCUCAAUUCCCUUUUCGAGGCCAAGACGGGAGAGGAGGCCGCGGAACUUCGCGAGGAGCUUCAUGCGGCGCUUGGUGCCUGCGGGAUUCGCAGCCAUCUGAGCACGGCCAAGGCUGCCGUUGCACAUGUUCUCGAUUGCACCGAACAGCGGAUGCGAGGGAGCUGCGAUGCGGAGCUUGAGCGGGUGAUGGCCUUUCUGGAGCGGUACUCAAAGGAGUUGGGUGAAGAGGAGAAAGGACCUGCAAAGGCACUGUUAGAUGAGGCAAUCCUCCAAGCAAGUAAAGCUGGUUGCGCGGUUGACGAGAUCAGGGCCAAACUUUCUCGCUGCCUCAGCCAGGAGGUUCGGAGCGCUUUGGGUGAGUCGGAGGUGCCAGAGGAAACAGCACUCGUCACUUCCUCCCAGCGCCCGGUGCUGACAAGGAUUCGGGCACUUGUGAGCAAGUUCAAAGUUGAGAUGGUACAGUUCUUUUUCAGAGAUGGCUCGAAGAAGGUGUAUCAGGCUCGAGCUUUGGUUGGAGACUCUCGUCCAAAGGAACCAGGUGCCACUGACACCUUGCCCAGCACGUCUCCUGUCCCAAAGGAGUGCGGAGGGGUUGCAGUUGGCAUGGCAGAAGCUGCUUGCAAGCUGUACCGUCGCUUGAUUUUCAUGACGCUUGCAGGACAUGUCAUUCCGGAAGACCAGUGCCACUCGGCAACAGCGGGGUUCUGGCCUGCAGUCCUGGAAUUGGUUCGCUCGGCCAGCUCUUGGCCAAUGGCCAAAUCCGAUCCAGGCAUCAAGCUCCCUUUGAAGCCAAAUCGUGCCGGAGCGAUCUCCGCAUUUAGCCUCAACUUCAUCGCUUUCGGCAGAACCAGGAAAUCGUCAAGGAGGCGUUGCACCUACGCGUCUCGGAGAAGCUUCAACGCGGUCUCCACUGAAAUCGGACCUCUUGGUAGACAUGGACCGAGCAAGAAGGAUUUGGAGGAUGUGGCGGCAGUUGUCGCUCACAACUUCUUCGUGGCAACGUUUGAUGCAGAUUCGAGAAACAAGCUACCACCGCCUCUAGGGCGACCUCUGCAGAAAAUCGUGGGACAGGUUUACGAUGACCUUGCCAUGCGCUACACCGCACCUGGUGGGUCUGCGUGCUUGCUCAUCGCACGAAGAGCAGGCUCAGUCGUCGGCUGUGUGGGCCUGGAAGUCAUGCCAUUCGAGGAGCUUCCCGUGUCCUCCCCUGCACGCGUUUCGAGCGUAGACGCCUCGUUUCGGCGAUUCCCAAGGCAACGAGUGGCCUACAUGUCAAACCUGUCUGUCUUGCAGAGCGCAAGGCGCCAAGGCCUUGGCCGGCAGCUGAUCCUCAAGGCUGAAGAGUGGGCGCGUGACGUUCUGAGAGUUCAGGAGGUCUUGCUGAUGGUGUGCUCAGACAACGUUCCUGCUCAGCGUCUUUACGAAUGCUUGGGAUACCUCCAGAUAUUCCAGGAUCCAUGGGCCGUCCGUGCAGUUCCAGCAGACGACGGAGAAAUCGACCGAAUUCGGGUGAUGAACUUCGGCUAUUCUAAGAGGCUCUCGAAGGUGCCCGAACGAAGCCCCUUCGAAUCUGCACGGCAAGCCAACUCCCCCAAUCUCGCACAAAUGCUUAGCAGCACUUGGUCUUCGCUGGCAUCCCAGUUAGGCUGGAUCCGAGUUGCGUGGGCUUGGGUGGACAUGGUGUGCUGCGAGGUUCAAAAGCACCGAAUGCGCAAGUGCGACGGUGGCAAUGGCACCAAUAGCCGUGAAACAGAAGAAAUUGCUUUCGACCUGCAAAAGUCCGACUACAUUGUCGCAGUCGAGCAGGCAGCUGUUGGAAACAGCGGCAGUUUGGGCGCUCAACUGCUCUUCAUCACCGCCAGCAGCCGAACACUCUACGUGGUGGGCCAAAGCCAUCGCAGGAGAGAGCCGUUGCCGAGCAGAGUUCGAGUGGAUGUUCAUGCUGGAGAACAGAUCGUUGGCCUGCAGGUAGAAUUCGGAAGGAUCAUUGGCGUCGAAACGGCCCUCGAGCCAGCGGUCGCUGAUUGCGACUCCGAUUUGCAGGAAUAG
This is a messenger RNA of Symbiodinium sp. CCMP2592, 4281 nucleotides long. NCBI's taxonomy places the organism in Eukaryota, Dinophyceae, Suessiales, Symbiodiniaceae. The record is from the annotation of a GenBank genome assembly.